AUGAUGAAUGAUAAUGAAAAUAUUGAGAACUUGGUUGGUUUACUAAAAAAAGUUGAGAGAAAGCAGAGAAGAGAAGAAUUUGAAAAAUAUAGAAAGGUCUCAGAUGAAAUACAUUAUGAAUUAAAGCAAUACUUGGUAAAGUUUCAUCAAAUUGCUAAAAAAUCAGAGAAGAAGGCUUUAGAACAAAUAAAUAAUGAAUAUAAGCAAGAAGAAAGAAGAAUACAGGAAUUUUUGGAACAAAUUAAAGAUAUUGAAAUACAAUUUAGUAAGAUAAAUGCAGAAUAUGAAAGAGGAAAAAAAAAUUUACAAGGUAGAAUUUCCAAAUUAAAAGAAAUGUACUCUGUACAAUUAGAAUUAAUACAAGAAGAAGAAAGGAAAGAGUUGAGAAUAUUAAGGAAAGAGAUGAAAAAUUUACUUUUGUUAGCUAAAAAAGAAGCCUAUCAAUUUUCAAAAAAUAAUGUAAAGUUUGGAAACAUGAAAAUCAUUAAUUUGGUAAAAAGAAUAUCAACAGAGAUAUAUUAA
Messenger RNA from Cryptosporidium ubiquitum, 522 nucleotides. RefSeq lists its product as uncharacterized. The coding region runs from base 1 to 522 and encodes 173 amino acids. The transcript has a single exon. Lineage: Eukaryota; Apicomplexa; Conoidasida; Eucoccidiorida; Cryptosporidiidae. The record is from RefSeq and is a predicted model, not a curated record.